Molecule: messenger RNA, 5894 nt
Organism: Oryzias latipes (Japanese medaka)
Lineage: Eukaryota; Metazoa; Chordata; Actinopteri; Beloniformes; Adrianichthyidae
Gene: kif5ab
Product: kinesin family member 5A, b
Biological process (GO): microtubule-based movement
Molecular function (GO): microtubule motor activity; ATP binding; microtubule binding
Source: RefSeq, a predicted model, not a curated record
CCAUUGAGAGCGCAGUGAUGGCAGUGAUGCAAGGCAUGUCUCUGAGAAGCCCGCAACCCAUCCACACAGACUGGACCACUUUGGACUCUAAAUAUCUCCAUGUCUCACUAUGCCUCCCUCUUCUCUGCAGCUCCGUUUUGUUUGAGGACAUUUAAAACAAGAAAACACCGUCAAAUUGAUUUUUUAAUUUUUGUUUCACAUGUCUGUAAAGAUUUUGCAUCCUAAAAAACUCGUAGUUAUCCAUUCUUUCAAGUGCUUCAACAGUCUCGCUUUGCAUUUGUGUGGAUAUUUUAAUUAAUUUAUUUUUUGCGACCAAAUGGUUCUAGCGGAACUAUAAAUUUGCAUCUAUUUUUUUAUUAUCUUUGUAUAUUCUCCUUCUUUUUAUUUUGUAUUUCUUAUAAUCACUGAGCAUUUGCUGGUGCUACAUUCACUACUUCAUCCUAAACCAUGGCUGAUUCCAACGCUGAAUGCAACAUCAAGGUGUUGUGUCGAUUUCGCCCGCUGAACCAGUCUGAAAUUAUCCGCGGAGAUAAGUUUAUUCCAGUAUUUCAAGGAGACGACACAGUCAUUGUCGGGGGAAAGGCGUAUGUAUUUGACCAGGUCUUCCCCGCCAAGGCCUCACAGGAAGAGGUCUACAACUCCUGCGCCAAACAUAUUGUCAAAGAUGUUCUGGGUGGAUAUAAUGGGACCAUUUUCGCCUAUGGGCAGACCUCCUCGGGAAAAACACACACUAUGGAGGGGAACCUUCAUGAUCCCCAGGAAAUGGGAAUCAUACCCCGGAUUGCAGAAGACAUUUUCGAUCAUAUAUUUGCCAUGGAUGAGAAUUUAGAGUUCCACAUAAAGGUCUCCUACUUUGAAAUCUACAUGGAUAAAAUCCGUGACCUGCUCGAUGUUACAAAAAUCAACCUGUCAGUGCACGAAGACAAAUACAGAGUUCCUUAUGUGAAGGGAUGUACUGAACGCUUCGUCACAUGCCCGGAGGACGUGAUGGAUGUGAUAGAUGAGGGAAAGGCCAACCGCCACGUUGCUGUCACGAACAUGAAUGAGCACAGUUCCCGCAGUCACAGCAUCUUCCUGAUAAACAUCAAACAGGAAAAUGUGGAGACAGAGCAGAAGCUAAGUGGGAAGCUGUAUCUAGUUGACCUGGCUGGUAGUGAGAAGGUCAGUAAAACAGGUGCAGAGGGAGCCGUACUGGAUGAGGCCAAGAACAUCAACAAGUCCCUGUCAGCUCUUGGGAACGUCAUCUCAGCCUUAGCAGAAGGAACGAAAUCCCACGUGCCGUACCGUGACAGCAAAAUGACUCGCAUCCUACAGGACUCGCUGGGCGGAAACUGUCGCACCACCAUGUUUAUCUGCUGCUCUCCCUCCAGCUACAAUGACACAGAGACCAAAUCCACCUUGAUGUUUGGCCAAAGAGCCAAGACCAUUAGAAAUACAGUCACAGUGAAUCUGGAGCUCACAGCAGAGCAGUGGAAGAAGAAGUAUGAAAAGGAGAAAGAGAGGAGCAGGAUGAUGAAGGAGACUAUUCAGAAACUGGAGGCUGAGCUGAACCGCUGGAAGAACGGUGAGAAUACUAUUGUGCUGGAAAAGCUAAGUGAAGCAGAAUCCGAGGACACCCCCUACAUGACAGCAGAUCCAGAGGAGGCGGCUCUUGAUGCAUGCAGCCCCUGCAGUCUCUGCAGUUCCUGCUCCAUAGCCUCCUCCAUUGUGGUUCACAUCUCCGAUGAGGAGCGGCAAAAGUACGAGGAGGAGAUUCGUAAACUGUACAAGCAGCUGGAUGAUAAGGAUGAUGAGAUCAACAACCAGAGCCAGAUGGUGGAGAAGCUGAAGGAGCAGAUGCUCAACCAGGAGGAGCUUUUAGCAUCAUCCAGGGGUGACAGCGAGAAGGUGCAGUACGAGCUCGGCAAGCUGCAGACAGAAAACGAAUCUGCCAAGGCGGAGGUGAAGGAGGUCCUUCAGGCCCUGGAGGAGCUGGCAUUAAACUAUGAUCAGAAGAGCCUAGAAGUUGAGGAGAAAAGUGUGCAGAACAAACUCCUGGCUGAGGAACUUGCAAAAAAGAUGGCUCACCUCAUUGCUGUAGAGGCAGAGCUCUCUCAUAUCCAGGAAGUAAGUUCUCAGCAAAGGAAACGCAUCAUAGAAAUUAUAAACGGACUAAUGAAGGACCUGCGAGAGUUCAGCACCAUUGUUGGAAACAAGGAAAUCAAGCUGCCCAUAGACAGAACCGGAGCGAUUGAGGAAGAGUUUACAGUGGCUCGUCUCUUCAUCAGCAAGAUAAAAUCAGAAGUGAAGUCCAUGGUGAAGCGCUGUCGCCAUCUGGAGAACCUCCAAGUGGAGUGUCAUCGCAAAAUGGAGGAGACGAGCAGGGAGCUUUCGUCAUGUCACCUGCUUAACUCACAGCACGAUGCAAAGAUCCGCCAUCUUUCCGACUACGUUCAGAACUUAGAGCUGAAGAAGAGACAGUUGGAGGACAGCUAUGAUUCUUUGACUGAGGAGCUGGCCAAGCUUCAGGCACAAGACAGCUUGUCACAGGUGACCAGUGGAGAGAAUCACACGUCUAACCUGAAUUUCUGCGAUAUAAAGAGGGCUCUGGACCAGCAGAUGGAAUCACACCAUGAAGCUCAACGCAAGCAGCUCAGUCGCCUGAGAGAUGAAAUUAGUGAAAAACAGAAGAUCAUCAAGGAGUUGACUGACUGUAACCAGAGGCAGCAGUUGGAAUUGGAACAACUGCGCAGUGACUCUGAACGCUUCAGACUGCAGGACCAUGAAAAGAGCCGGCAGCUGGAGGAAUUGACGUUUCUCAAUGAACGGCACGAACAGUCAAAGCAGGACCUGAAAGGGCUGGAGGAAACAGUCGCUCGAGAGCUCUACACACUUCACAACCUCCGCAAGCUUUUUGUUCAAGACCUCACGACUCGGGUUAGAAAAAGUGCAGACAUGGAGCACAAUGAAAGUGGAGGAUUUCUCACCCAGAAACACAAGAUUUCUUUUCUUGAAAACAACCUGGAGCAGCUUACAAAAGUUCACAAACAGUUGGUACGGGACAAUGCAGAUCUUCGCUGUGAGCUUCCAAAACUGGAGAAGCGUCUUCGCUCUACGGCUGAGCGAGUUAAGGCGCUGGAAGGUGCACUGAAGGAGGCGAAAGAGGGGGCCAUAAAGGAUCGACAUCAUUACCAGCAAGAGGUGGAGCGAAUCAAGGAUGUGAUGAGGACCCGCAAUCCCUUCCGUCGUCCCCACGCUGCACAGAUCGCCAAGCCGGUACGACCAGGCCACUACCCGGUCUGCACACCCAGCAACCCCUUCUUCAUCCGAGGGUACAGCGAACACCCCAUUGCCUUCUGCAAUGCCGUCUUUUACAACAAAAACAGCCAGCCAACACUGGCCUCUGCUGCUCCACCAAGGCCUGCUGCUGAGGUCAGGUUAGAAGAAGUAAACUCCAACCAGAACACCCCCGAAGAGCUCUUUGAUUCCCAAAACAUGGAUGAUCACGACACUCAGAACAAUAAGGUUCCAACUGGGCCAGCAACCCAAUCAGACAACACAUCAGAGAUGCUCGAUGCAGAAAACGGAAACACCACAGAUAUCAAUGACAACAGAACCGAUGUCUGUAACAGCCAAGACCCCGUCAAACUGUACAACCUGGAACCCAAGGCCUCUGCCAGCUAAUAAGUCAGAACAGGCUGCUGAAUUUGUCUAAAGCCUCCUCUGUAAAUCUGCAUGCAGCUCAUCACUGUCCUUCCAAACUCUUCUUCCUCUCACAUCUUCACCUCCUGUGAACUGUUCUCAUCUUUUUCUUUCCAAGCCUCUGCUUGCUUCUAAGUGGGUGAGAGUUUGGCAGGUCUCACAUCUCAAAUGCAGGGCCUGGCAGCGUGCAUCUACUGCUGCACCCCUGCACCAGUGACUUCAACAACAACGUGAUGAGAAACCCACAGAGGAGGAACAACAGGUGCAGCGCAGAAGAUGAACCACUAGAAUGUGCUGUUUGACACUAGGGAGGGGGUUAAAAGACCAUGUCAGUCAGAAUAUCUGAAACAUAGAUUUCUGAUCUCCUUAGUUGUUUAAUGCACAUUGUUUUUCAUGUUGGUCUGAGAAUCUAAAUUUUCUUUAUAUCCAACAUCCUAUUAGGUUGUUUAUGUUUUGGUAAAAGAACAGCUAAAGAGCAAGUAUAAAGUUUCCUCUCACUUUAACCAAUCAAUGUUAUUUUGAAUUAAAGGAUUAAAAACAGAAAAUUAAGAUAAUCUAAUAACUUAUUCCACUUUUGAUAAACAAAAAUCCAUUUACAGAGAUCUGAUAAUUGUUCUAAAAAACAUUCAAAUUAGUGUCUAUUUAGGCCCCUCCCUCUCCGAUACCAUCUUUUUCUAAAUUUGGUUGAUGUCUGCCGUUCAGACAAAGUAAAGCUUCUCAAUCAAACUGGGUUUUAAAAAUAAGGCAUUACUUUAAAACAAUACAGAUAUAUGUAUUCUUUACUUUACAGGAAUGGCCGGCCUUUUUUUAUACUAUAUAAGAUAAAAAUAAAGAAAUUGUUGUUUUUUCCUGUUUUUGUUAAACUCCAUUCCAAUGAUUUUGCUUUUUUUUGUAAUUUAAAAAAAAAAAGAGGUUUUGCGGAACAUUAUUUGAAACCAUUCAAAGACAUCCAAACAAUGAUGUAUGGAAUGAAACACUUCAUUUGACCACAAUAUGGUUGUUCUGAUCAGAUUUUACAAACAUGGACUCCAUGUAAAUUAUUCAUUCAGAUUUUCCAUGGUUGUUAACAAUAACCGCAGCUUACUGAUGCAAAUCAGUUGUUCCGAAUUUUAAACAAAAACCAAAACAUGUGAAUGUUUUUAGUUUUAAAGAGGUUAAAGAAAAAAAGUUCCCAGCUUUUUGUCAUCAAUGACAAAUUGCCUGUUUGAAAUUCAUCAUGUCAUGCAUGGUUGAGAGGGAAAUGUGUAGCAGCUAUUUUUAUACUCCUAGAUUUAUUUAAAAAUAAAUAUAAUAUAUACAAAUAUAUGUAUUAUUUGCUUAAUUUAAAUGUAUUACAAAAGAUUAUUUAUUUAUAGUUUACAACAGUUGGAUGUGAUCCAUAUAUGUUUUUUUUCUUUGUGAACAGAAUGAAAAUGAUGAACCUCCACAGUUUUAUGCAUGCAUGUGAGCAGCAGCUCCUGUAUUUAAAGUCUUGGUACUUUACUGUAAAGAAAAAUAAUCAUUUCCUAUUGUAAUCUACAACACAUGGGCCAUAUGACUCAAGGGUUAUUGCAGGUUAUCAGACGCUGAUGCAGUUCAGCCUGCUUGACUGAUACACGCUCAUUGAGAUAACUUCUGAUCAGCCUGUGAUAUUUUGACCUUUGAAAACCAGAUGAGCCGUAAACUUCAGAGAGGGGUGCUGUUGGAGAUAUCUUUGUGGAUAUGUCGAUAAUCUUGUUAUCUCUGAUCAUCAAUGACUAAGUGCCACCCAUCGUAUUCUCUCUGUUGAACCUCCUGAUCAAACAGUCAGGAUGAGGGAGUUAAUGGUGACAGUUAAAGAUGUAGAGUGGUUCUCAGUUUCUACAAGGGAGUUUUCAGCAGUAAGAUUUGGCUUAAGCUGGACCUGUUUAAAAGCUAGUUUUUAGUUAAAUGACUAAAGUAUUAAAGACCCGCACCAUUGACAAAACGUGUUUUAUGUGUUUUAACAUACUCUUCUGCCAUUUUUCUGAUUAUGGAGGACAUAUUUAAAAAGUAUUAAGCUUAAAAUCGAAUUUAUGAUCAUUUUUUUAUUCAAAUCGUUGUAAAUCAGGAGCAGACAAAAAAUAUGCUGUCUGGAAAAAAUAUGCUGUCUGGAAAUACGCUGGGUGGGCCACAAGCUCCCUGCUCUGUUCCAUUCUGACGCAUCCACUUGCAGACAAAUAGAUCCAUGUAUGUUUAGUUUUCCUCGUCUGAGC